Messenger RNA from Micromonas pusilla CCMP1545, 1347 nucleotides. RefSeq lists its product as uncharacterized. The transcript has 3 exons. The record is from RefSeq and is a predicted model, not a curated record. Bases 1 to 1347 code for a protein of 448 amino acids. Lineage: Eukaryota; Viridiplantae; Chlorophyta; Mamiellophyceae; Mamiellales; Mamiellaceae.
AUGACGUCCGUCGCGUUGCCGACGGCCGCGGCGCCGCGCGCGACGCCUCGCGCGUCGACGACGCGCCACCGCGGCCGCGGCCGCGCCGCUAGGAACGCACGAUGCCGCGCCGCCGCGGAGCCGGACUGGAAGACGAAGCAGCGCGAGCAAGACGCGCUGAUCAGCGUCGAGGAGGACGCCGUCAAGCGACGCGUGGAGGAGCUCCUCGCGCCGAUCCUCGACGUCGGCGCGGGAGGAGACCCCGGCGACGCGGCGAACGGCGCGGGCCGCCCCGCGUCGGAUCUCGCGAAGAAGAUCCGCGACGCGACGUCCGUCCUCGAGUCCGGGCUCGUGGAGCGCGAGACGGAGGUGCGACUGCUCCUCCUCGCCGCCUUCUGCGGCGAGCAUCUGCUGCUGCUCGGUCCGCCGGGGACGGCCAAGUCAGGCGCGUCCCAGCUCGGGCGGCGCCUGUCCUCCAUCUGCGACGGCGGCGCGUUCUUCGAGCGGCUACUGACGCGGUUCAGCGUCCCGGAGGAGCUCUUCGGGCCGCUGUCCAUGCGCGGGCUGGAGAACGAUCUGUACGUGCGGCAGACGGAGGGGUACCUUCCGACGGCGACGGUGGCAUUCGUGGACGAGGUCUUCAAAGCCAACUCGGCCAUCUUAAACUCGCUGCUCACCAUCCUCAACGAGCGGCUGUUCGAUAACGGCGCGGAGCGCGUCAAAGUCCCGCUGCUGUGCCUCGUCGGCGCGUCGAACGAGCUCCCCGAGAGCGAAGAGCUCGACGCGCUGUACGACCGCUUCCUAUUGCGGUCCAGCGUCGAGCAAGUCAGCGCGGGGUCUCUGUCCGGGUUGCUCUCCAUGCGCGCGGCGGAGUUCGCGUGCGACGCGAAAGUCGGCGGCUCGAAAGACGACCCGGCGUGCGAAUCCCUGAGCGUGGCUGACUUCGAGGGCGUCAAGGCGGAGGCGGAGGCGCGCGUGGACGUCCCGCGCGGCGUCGUCGACCUCAUCGUCGACCUCCGCGCGUACCUCCAAGACUCGUGCGAGCCCCCCGUGUACGUCAGCGACCGCCGCCUCGUCAAGUCCAUCGCGUUGCUCCGCGUCGCCGCGUACACCAACGGCCGCUCCGCCGUGAGCGAGUUCGACUGCCUGCUGCUCGCGAACGUGCUGUGGCAGCGCCCGAGCGAGGCGCGAACGAUCAGGGAGUGGAUCCUCGAGCGGCUCGCGCGCGAUCGCGGCGUGGAGCAAGUGCAGUAUCUCCUCGCCGGGCUCUUCGGCCGCGCGUGCCGCGCCGACGGCGACCCGACGGAGGUGCGUUCUAUACACUGGUCCCCAUACGAUCGCGUUCGCGUGGUGAACGCGGAUCCAUAA